Messenger RNA from Angiostrongylus costaricensis, 1135 nucleotides. Lineage: Eukaryota; Metazoa; Nematoda; Chromadorea; Rhabditida; Metastrongylidae. The record is from the annotation of a GenBank genome assembly.
GAUAGGAAUCAGAGCUUACAAACUCCUUUACUUUAUAUGGCUUGAUAUUACAGAUAUCCUCACUAUAACUGGUCACCACACAGCUGCUCGAUUCGGAACAAUGCACUUGAUAGCAGCAAACCUCUGGACAUGGAUCAGAUACGUACUGAUGGAAGAGGGAGUGAUGGAGAAAGAAAUACAGGACGUCUUCCGAACAAUUAAUAACAGAUCUAAUCUCGUUAUAAGUGAGAAGUCGGACGACGCUUUCGAGCGUCGGGAAAUCGGCUUCGCAAGUGGCUGCCGAGCUGCUGAAUGCAUUCUAGGUAGUGGCCUUUCCGAAGUCAUGUUCACGGCUAUUGUUGAGUAUUCCUUGAUAGCCGCUGCUGUGAUGUACAUCGUUUGGAGGAAUAUCGGAAAGUGUAGUCGUGGGUCGGAAUAUGUGAAGCGGAAGCAUCGCAUUCGAGUUGACUGUUCAAAAACCACCACAGGCUUAUUUCUUGGAUUAGCGUUCCUAGCAGCGACCUUCACUUCGAUGGCAGUGUAUUAUGGAUACUCGAUACUUGGAAAGAGUAAAAAUGCUGCGUUUGCAUAUGCUCUGGCGGAUAUUUCACAGUACAUUAUUGCAACAGUUGGUUGCAUAAUGGCUAUCUAUCAGCUCAGAGAAUUAAUCUACGUCGAAAAACGAAGCUGCCAGUUAUCAAAAGACCAGGAGCUUCUGGAUCAAAUUUUGCUUUGGUUGGGUUUGAUUGGUGAAUUGAUUUAUUCGGUUGCUGGGCUCGUUGGAUUGACUGGCGAUGGUCCGUGGCAACUGCUAGCUUUUAUUCUAUUUUUUGUUCAUAUUUUCAGACUUAUACAGGUUGGAACUCAGACAUUCCUUAUCUAUCUCGCUGCCAGAGUGAGAGUUGGCGCUUCGAAUAAGCAGAAUCAGCCUGGAAAACAGGCGAUCACCUUCCUUCUUGUUGCAAACCUUUCGAUAUUCUUGAUGAAUCUGUUCGAGAGUGAGAAACCCGGCAUUUCCGAGAGCAUCAUAGAUUUCUACGGAAAACGAUCAUGGGUGUUCUUGGUUCGCAGUUUCUCACCGCUGACGAUCUUUUACCGAUUUCAUAGUUCCGUUUGUUUGGCUGAAAUAUGGAAAAAUGUUUAUGUUAAUAAAUAA